This is a messenger RNA of Hemibagrus wyckioides, 2976 nucleotides long. RefSeq names its product transcription factor Dp-1, a (gene tfdp1a). Gene Ontology annotation, cellular component: nucleus; transcription regulator complex. The record is from RefSeq and is a predicted model, not a curated record. The transcript is spliced from 12 exons. NCBI's taxonomy places the organism in Eukaryota, Metazoa, Chordata, Actinopteri, Siluriformes, Bagridae. Bases 731 to 1954 code for a protein of 407 amino acids. Gene Ontology annotation, molecular function: DNA-binding transcription factor activity, RNA polymerase II-specific; RNA polymerase II transcription regulatory region sequence-specific DNA binding. Gene Ontology annotation, biological process: regulation of cell cycle; regulation of transcription by RNA polymerase II.
GGGCUAGUUAGCUGUCGUCUGCUUCAGAGAGAAGAAGAAGGAUCAGUCGUUUCUGCAUCGCCGGCUAUCUGUCCUUACUCUCAUAAAGAUAGUCUACAAGCGAGCCAGGGCGCAGUGCUAUACCGCUAAUAUUCCUAUAUAUAUCAAAUACCAGUUGCACCAGUGUGUUAUGGGAUCAGAUUUUUUACCAGUUGAUAAAAGAGGCUCAGUGUCUUGUAAAUGAUCUGGCCAGAUCUGAUGGAUGUCCAGCUAAAUCCCUCCGUCUUGGCUAAUCAACAAUAGAGAUGUUAAUAUCCGUGCAGUUUACACUGCCAGCCCUUACAUUGUCAUAUUUUACAGCCGUGUGAUUAAACGGAUGUCUGACCUGAAAGAGAGAUAGAUGAGGAGAAUCUCAGUGGUUGAUCAUCAGGCCUGUGACACAUGAACAGUCGAGAAAUACCAGUUGGCUUAGCAUGUAAAAAUGGCUGACCUAGCAAAAGCACGGGGCUGAGACAUUUUUGGGGGGCUACUCUGCUUUCCUAAUACAGCUCUUCCCCGUGAAAAUAUGACUUGCUGUUUGGUUAAAAAAGAGGCAUCGUUGUUCUCGUACACUUUUAGUUUUUCGUCGACCUUCAAACAUUUACAGUAUUUGUGGCUGCUCAGAGUUUUUUUUUGCAGGCGUACAUUUGUGUGAACAAUCGCCUCUGCUUCUCUGGUUAGAUCCAGCCUUUGCUCCUCUUCCCCAAGGAUCAUGGCCAAAGAUGCUGGUCUGAUUGAAGCCAAUGGGGAGCUGAAAGUUUUCAUUGACCAGAAUCUGAGUCCAGGCAAAGGAGUUUUGUCCUUAGUCACUGUACAUCCACAGCCAGUUGCAGUGGGAAAACAACUUUUGCCAAAAACACUGGGCCCUUCAAAUGUCAACAUUGCUCCCCAGAUGGUCAUUGGGACACCUCAGAGGCCGAGUGGGUCCAACGUGCUCCUAAUGAACAGUCCUCACACACCCAGCUCUCAGUUCAUCACUCAGAGCCAACCUCCCGAUGCCUCCCCAUGGUCCUCAGGGAAAAGAAGUAAGAAGGGGGAAAAGAAUGGUAAAGGUUUGAGGCAUUUUUCUAUGAAGGUGUGUGAGAAGGUACAGAAAAAGGGUGUUACCACAUACAAUGAAGUAGCAGAUGAGCUGGUGGCCGAAUUCAGCUCUGGUGACAACCACAUCUCCCCAAAUGAUGCGCAAGUGUAUGAUCAGAAGAAUAUUCGACGGCGUGUAUACGACGCUCUCAAUGUGCUGAUGGCCAUGAACAUAAUCUCAAAGGAGAAGAAGGAGAUCAAGUGGAUUGGGCUUCCCACCAACUCAGCCCAGGAAUGCCAGAAUCUGGAGGUGGAGAGGCAAAGACGUUUAGAGAGAAUCAAGCAAAAACAGUCACAACUCCAAGAACUCAUUUUACAGCAAAUUGCGUUUAAGAACCUUGUGCAACGUAACCGUCAAACAGAGCAGCAAACAAACAGACCACCACCAGAAAAUUCAGUCAUUCACCUGCCCUUUAUCAUCAUAAACACCAGCAAGAAAACUGUCAUUGACUGCAGCAUCUCCAAUGACAAGUUUGAGUACCUCUUCAACUUUGACAGCACGUUUGAGAUCCAUGAUGACAUCGAGGUAUUGAAGCGCAUGGGCAUGGCAUGUGGCCUGGAGGUUGGCAAGUGCUCUGCUGAAGACCUCAAAGUCGCCAGGAGCCUGGUGCCUAAAGCACUGGAGCCUUAUGUCACCGAAAUGGCACAAGGUCCAAUCAGUAACGUCUACAUGACAGGGACUUCAUCUGCCAAUGGGGGUCGCUAUCAUAUCAGCAGUGAAAGUGGCGCAGAUGGAACAAUGGCCUCCAGCUCUAAUGAUUCACACUACAGUGGUUCUCGGGUUGAAACCCCAGUUUCUUACAUGGACGACGACGACGAUGACGAUGACUAUGAUGAAAAUGACGAAGAUGACUAACGCUCUCAGGCCACACUUCCUCCAACAGCUAUAUUCAUGGGGUUUAUUGUAUACAGACAAGCUCCUACUCCCUGUCUGCUACUAGCACACCUUUAAUUUUCCCUCUCUCUCUUUUUAUCUUGAAGGGCAUUGAGAAGCAUGGGCUUUAAAGGGGUGUGUUUCAUCCAGCCCUUUCUGCUGUAUGGCUUAGGCUGUUAAAUCACAACAUUGUGCUAGUGCAGGUAUUUGGUCCUGAUAGUUCUGGUUUUCAAAAAAAAAAAAAAAAAAAAAUGAUGGGACUUUGAAGUUGCAGCACUAUGCCAUCUAGCAUCUGCUGGAAUUAGCAUGACUUACAAAAGAAACCCCCUAUCAGCCAGACACCAUCCUGCUGUUGGAGAAUGUCUAGUGUGACCUCUGUAUAACAUAGUUAGGCUAUCUGCAUUUGAACAAUUGUUUUGUUUCAUUUUUUUUUUUUUAAUGUGCUGGCUUAUUCUGAAGAUUCAGAUGGCUGCCACCUCCUAGACUGUAGGCGCAAAGAAUCGGCACAGCCAGCUUACUAUUUCGCCCCGUUGGGGCAAGUCUUUGGAUGUAUGGACACUUUUUGUAAGAUUGGAGGAAUUAAUGCUUUUUUUUGUAGAUCUCUUCCCUGUGUGUGUGUGUGUGUGUGUGUGUGUGUGUGUGUGGCUUCCUGUUAUUCUGUGGGCAGCUGUUGUAGGGAGCUCUGUUGAACAGCCAUUUUUUUUUUCGUUGUUGGAGUUUUAAGAGGUGAACCACUCUGUUGUUCCCUCUUUGUGUUUUACAACUGACAGUCAUCAGGAAAUCAAAGAAACUUUAUCCAGUGAAAUUUAUAGGAAAUCGCACCUCUGAAGAUUCGUUUCUCAUUUCCUCUCCAGGUCAGUAACACUACGGAGUAUGUAUGAUUAUUAUCCCAGUAUGAGGUAUAUAUAUAUUUUUUGGACUCCCCUGGAAAAUGUAAAAAAAAAAAAGAAAGAAAGAAAAAAAAAAAACUGUUGUACUGACUCCACAAAAAUAACUUUUCUGUA